AUCUCGUGGACCUCGUAUUUUGAGACUAAUAAAACUCCACAAAAUUCUAAAAACCCUUAGAACAGAAAGGGUCCAAUCAACUCUACUGUCACUCUUUCCAGUUGCCACCCACCAAGAUCUCUCCUCUGUUUUUUCAAUUUUUUUUUUUCUCUCUCAUUCCUUCGCUGCAUAUCAAUUCUUCUCACCAUUUUAGCAUCAGGGCCAUCAUAAAUUUUUUUUUUGAAGGGAGCAUUUUAUGUGUUUUUGAUGUUUGAAUGAUUUUUUGAUUUCUUUUUUCAUGGCACAUUCCACACGUGACUUUGGGUGAAGGGGGGUUUGAGAUCUUUAUUUGGAAAGUUGUUUCUCUUUCUUCUUUCUUUUUGGCAUAAAGUCAGUAUCUAAUGAAUACUGAAACUCUGUUUUUGAUUUGAUGAUCACAUUAUUUGUCCAAGGAGGAAUCUUUUUUAUUAAUUGGUAAAAUUGUUAAUUAAAUCGAAAAAAACCAAAGUAAAGGAAGAAUCUUUAGUUGAUCAUAUUGAGGUUUAGAAUCUGGGUUUUGCUUUGUAAGUGGGGUUUUUGGUGUGGCAAUGGAUUCCUGCUGUGCCACCACCAUGCAGGCGGCGAAUAAUCCCCAUCCAAUGCAGAUUGGCACAAGGGUUUUUGGCCAUGGAGAGAAAAGAUUCCCUGCAGAGAAUUUCACCAAGGGAUUUAUCAAGAACAAACCUUUUCUGGGCACCAAAUUGUGUAAGAGUUUGAGAAAUGCAGGCAGGGCCAAGAAGAUCAAGCCUGGGGUGGCUUUCUCUGUUUUCACCCAAGACAUAAACGAAGAGAUAAUGACAUUUGAAGUACCUAGUUUUGAAGAGAUCACACCAGUGGAUCCUAAAACUGUUGCUUCAAUCAUCCUGGGUGGAGGUGCCGGGACUCGUCUGUUUCCGCUUACCAGCAAAAGGGCCAAACCUGCUGUGCCAAUUGGAGGUUGUUACAGGCUUAUUGAUGUUCCCAUGAGCAACUGCAUCAAUAGUGGCAUUCGCAAGAUCUUUAUAUUGACUCAGUUUAACUCCUUUUCCCUCAAUCGUCAUCUUGCUCGAACCUACAAUCUUGGAAAUGGUGUGAAUUUCGGGGACGGAUUUGUGGAGGUUCUUGCUGCCACACAGACACCAGGGGAAGCUGGAAAGAAGUGGUUCCAAGGAACUGCAGAUGCUGUUCGGCAAUUUACAUGGGUAUUUGAGGAUGCGAAGAACAAAAAUGUUGAACACAUAGUUAUCUUAUCCGGGGAUCAUUUAUACAGAAUGGAGUACAUGGACUUGGUUCAGAGGCAUGUUGACACAAAUGCGGAUAUCACAGUUUCAUGUGUACCCAUGGACGAUAGUCGAGCCUCAGAUUAUGGGUUGAUGAAAAUUGAUGAAACAGGACGUAUCACCCAAUUCAGUGAGAAACCAAAAGGCCCUGCAUUGAAAGCUAUGCAAGUAAACACCUCUCUUCUCGGGCUUUCUGAGAAAGAGGCAGCAAAGUGUCCCUACAUUGCUUCCAUGGGGGUUUACGUUUUCAGAACUGAUGUUCUACUUGAGCUUCUGAAGUGGAAAUAUCCUUCAUGCAAUGACUUUGGCUCUGAGAUCAUUCCCUCAGCUGUGAAAGAUCACAAUGUUCAGGCAUACCUGUUCACUGAUUACUGGGAGGACAUUGGAACUAUUAAGUCUUUCUUCGAUUCCAACUUGGCCCUUGCAGAACAGAAUUCAAAGUUCGACUUUAAUGACCCAAAGAAUCCUUUCUACACCUCCCCCAGAUUCUUGCCACCUACAAAAGUUGAAAAAUGCAGGAUCGUGGAUGCCAUAAUUUCACAUGGUUGCUUUCUGCGAGAGUGUAGCGUACAGCACUCCAUUGUGGGUAUAAGAUCCCGCUUAGACUUUGGCGUGGAGCUGAUUGAUACUAUGAUGAUGGGUGCAGAUUAUUAUCAGACCGAAUCUGAAAUUGCAUCUUUAUUGGCCGAGGGGAAGGUUCCCAUUGGUGUGGGUCAAAACACCAAAAUAAGAAACUGCAUUAUUGACAAGAAUGCCAAGAUAGGAAAAGACGUGGUUAUUGCAAAUAAGGACGGAGUUGAAGAAGCAGACAGAUCAGAAGAAGGAUUUUACAUAAGAUCUGGCAUCACCGUCAUUCUGAAAAAUGCAACGAUUAAAGAUGGGACUGUCAUAUGAUUUCUUCAUUGCCAAAGACUGUGACGGUUGAAAGUCAAAGAUCGUGAUUAAUGUGGUAGUAGGAACUCAGGAGGAUAACCACCCUGUAUAAAUGAAACUUGAUCUUCCUUGUGUAGUUUAGAAAAUUUUCAAUAAGGGGAUAAACCAUGUAGUUUUCUGGAAUGAUGCAUGUUGUGCAAUGUUCUUGAGAACACGGAUCAAGAAUUUUCUCCAACAUUUUGUUUUGUCAGAUGAAUCAUUAUAUCAACACGGUUGCUAAUGGGGCAUCCUUUUCAUUUCACUAA
Molecule: messenger RNA, 2455 nt
Organism: Oldenlandia corymbosa var. corymbosa
Lineage: Eukaryota; Viridiplantae; Streptophyta; Magnoliopsida; Gentianales; Rubiaceae
Source: the annotation of a GenBank genome assembly